AUGACUGAGGACAACCAAUCAUUUACAACUGAAUUUAUUCUCAUCGGGUUUACAGACCACCCAGACAUGAAGACCCUUCUGUUUGUGGUGUUCUUUGGCAUCUAUUUGGUCACCAUGGUGGGGAAUCUAGGGUUGGUGGCCUUGAUUUACAUGGAGCGCCGUCUCCACACACCCAUGUACAUCUUCCUGGGCAACCUGGCUCUCAUGGAUUCCUGCUGUUCCUGUGCCAUCACUCCCAAGAUGCUAGAGAACUUCUUUUCUGAGGACAGAAGGAUUUCCCUCUAUGAAUGCAUGGCACAGUUUUAUUUUCUCUGUCUUGCUGAGACUGCAGACUGCUUUCUUCUGGCAGCAAUGGCUUAUGAUCGCUAUGUGGCAAUAUGCAGACCACUGCAGUACCACACCGUGAUGUCAAAGAAGCUCUGCAUUCAGAUGACCACAGGAGCCUACAUAGCUGGAAACCUGCAUCCCAUUGUUCAUGUAGGACUUUUAUUUAGGUUAACUUUCUGUGGGUCUCAUCAAAUCAAUCACUUCUUUUGUGAUGUCCUUCCAAUAUACAGACUCUCCUGUGUUGACCCUUAUAUCAACAAAUUGAUGAUAAUUAUCUUGGCAGGGUCAGUUCUGAUACUUACAAUUACUAUUGUCCUAAUCUCUUAUUUCUAUAUCCUUUUCACUAUAUUUACAAUGAAAUCUAAAGAAGGAAGGGGCAAAGCUCUAUCUACUUGUGUAUCCCACUUUCUUUCUGUUUCCAUAUUCUAUGGUUCUCUUCUUUUCAUGUAUACUCGACCAAAUUCACUUAAUGAAGGGGAUAAAGAUAUACCUGUUGCAAUUUUUUAUACUCUAGUUAUUCCUUUAUUAAAUCCUUUCAUUUAUAGUCUAAGAAAUAAGGAAGUAAUAAAUGUUAUGAAAAGAAUUAUGAAGAAAAGACAAUUUUGUAAUAUUGUAAAACAACAAUUUCCCAUGGAAAAUUGA
Molecule: messenger RNA, 969 nt
Organism: Marmota flaviventris (yellow-bellied marmot)
Lineage: Eukaryota; Metazoa; Chordata; Mammalia; Rodentia; Sciuridae
Product: olfactory receptor 5K3-like
Biological process (GO): G protein-coupled receptor signaling pathway
Cellular component (GO): membrane
Molecular function (GO): olfactory receptor activity; G protein-coupled receptor activity
Source: RefSeq, a predicted model, not a curated record